CACCAUAACGCCCAAACCUCUAGUGGCCUAGCAAAUACCGCGACGCCACAAAACUUUUGCCUAGGUGCGACUUCGGAUCUUGGUCUCUCUUCCAACUCCAUACUCCUUUCGCCUAGAAAUGGUAUUAGAUCUAGCAUCUUCCACCUUAUUCAAUAUGGCAGCUAAGCCAAUUGUCAGCUAUUUGGGCCCGACAGCCUCAUACUCAGAGCAGGCGGUCCGACAGGUCUUUUCCGAAGAUUAUUGGCAACUAAAGCCGGUAGUAACGAUUGAUGACAUUUUUGACGAAGUCCAGUCUGGCAGAACGCUACUCGGUGUCGUGCCUUUUGAAAACUCCUCCAAUGGCCCUGUCGUUUUCACUCUCGACGAUUUUGCCGACCGCGAUAAAAAGUACAGCGACAUUGCGGUGAACGGCGACAUCUAUGUCGACGUUCACCACUAUCUCCUCGGCCACAUCGCCAGCGCUGCCGCCCCCGCCGCUGAGCACGACGGCACAUCUACCCCAACAGCUUCCGACCCGAACCCAACGAAGCCCAAGGCUACGCCGCUUACCAACCUGGACAAGAUCAAGCGAGUGUAUUCGCACCCACAGGCUUUUGGUCAAUGCAAAGCCUUCCUUUCAACAUAUCUCAAAGGCGCCGAGACACUUGAAGUGAGUUCUACGAGCAAGGCUGCCGAGCUGGUCAGCAACGACACCUCGGGCGAAUCUGCUGCCAUCUCGAGCGAGCUAGCGGGCAAGCUGUAUCAUCUGGACACACUGGCCAAGAGCAUCGAAGAUCGCGAUGAUAAUAAGACGCGCUUUCUUGUCAUCUCCAAAGACUUUAUCAUCCCUAAGCAGGCUGCGCAGUUGAACUGGCCCCGCGCCGAGAGAACGGGCACCAAGUCGUUGAUUUCCUUUACAGUUCCACACAACGCACCUGGCGCCCUGGCGGACGCUUUGGGCGGGUUCAAGGAGAAUGGAGUCAAUCUGACGAGUAUAAACACCCGUCCGACAGGCAAGGAGGCUUUUCAGUACAUUUUCUUUGUUGAAUUUGAGGGAUCAAGACUGGACGAUGAAGACGGCAGCGUAAACGCCGCUUUGGAAGAAAUUAACAAGGUUGCCGAAUCAUGGAGAUGGCUCGGUAGCUGGGACACAUAUCAGUAGAAAUAAGAGUGCACUAUGAAAAGUCGUCCAUUACUUUACAUGGGAUGGCAAAAUUGGUCACAGACUCAUACAUAAUAUCAACUCCGAUUUGUUAUGGUAAUUUAAGCCUGCGAAACUCUAUAAACAGGCGACUACUCUACUACUGGUCAAUACGACAUAAUAAACAUCCGCUAUCCAGAUUCUAAAUGCGGGAACAAGUUCGCGUCACCCUCACUAAAGCUUCAUCAAUUCACCAUGUCGCCGAAUUUUUACUAUGUACGAAUGUCAAAGAACUGAUGUCAUGAUUGGAUAGAGACAUAUUAUGCAACGGACCAUCGGUCGGCAAGUCGCAUACUCUGUCCGCGAACCCAGAGAACGAGCUGUCAAAUUAAUAGUACCAGUGUACGUAGGUGACCGUUUUGUUCCAAUCAGGUUGCCGCUAUCGC
[Torrubiella] hemipterigena is the source of this 1566-nucleotide messenger RNA. NCBI's taxonomy places the organism in Eukaryota, Fungi, Ascomycota, Sordariomycetes, Hypocreales, Clavicipitaceae. The record is from the annotation of a GenBank genome assembly.